AUGGCUGAGGAACUCCAUGGCGAAGAACACCAACAUGGGAACCUCGUGCUUGAGAAUGUGGUGAAUUUUACGUGGGAGAAUUUGACCUACAAAGUUCCUGUGGAGGAUGAUGAUGGUAACACCACGCAGAAGACCCUGCUGUACAACCUGAGCGGCACUGCGCUGGGUGGGCGUGUGUUGGCAAUUAUGGGACCAUCAGGUGCUGGUAAAACGACAUUCAUGGGCGCCAUCACAGGAAAGCUCUAUAACGCCUCGUCGACCAUGGAGGGUUGCUGUUUCUUGAACAACACCAUCUACUCGCAGCGCUACAAGAAGCUCGUUUCGUACGUAUCGCAGGAUGAUAUUGUGAUGGGCAAAGAGACUCCGCGUGAGGCGAUUCAUUUCGCAUGUCGCGUGCGUCUUGGCAUGAGUGAGGAGGUGUCGAAGGGUCUUGUGGAAGAGGUUAUUCAACGGCUGCAUCUGACCAAAUGCCAGGACACUGUGCUGGGCAUUCCUGGCAUUUUGAAGGGUGUUUCUGGUGGUGAGCGAAAGCGUGCCAACGUGGCCACUGAGCUCGUGACGAAUCCGUACGUUAUGUUGUUGGACGAGCCGACGACUGGGUUGGACUCCGUGAACGCCGUGCGUGUUGGGCAAAUGCUGCAGGAUCUGGCGAAGAGAGACAAGCGUACCGUCAUUGCAACAGUGCACUCCCCUUCAUCUGAGUUAGUGGAACUGUUUGACGACCUGCUGCUGCUCGCCAAGGGUCACGUCAUCUACCAUGGUCCCACGGCAGACUCCAUGGAGUACUUUGCCAGCCUGGGAUACCAGCUGCCGCCCCGCACUAAUCCCAGCGAGUACUACAUGAACAUCCUACAGCUUCCAGAAGAGGAGCUGUCUCAGUUGUGGUUAGCGUGGGAAGACUAUGUUAUGUCCCCUAAAGCAAACAGCAACGCGUGUUUGAGUGUUGUGCAAGGCCCUAUUACCCAUCAGAACGAUUUCCUGGAGAAGCAGUUAAGGCUCAAGGGCUCCAGCUUUGGUGUGCAGUUUUCGGAGCUUUCAAAGCGCUCUCUUCGUAUGUAUCGUCGUGACCCAAGUGCCUUUAUCGGACGUUCUUUCCAAACACUGUUUUUCGCGGUGUUCAUGGGUCUGUUCUUCUUCAAUGUGAAGGUCACACAGGAGGGUGUGCAAGAUCGCACAGGUGCGCUUUAUAUGACGCUGCUGAACAAUUUGUUUGGUUCUGCGAUGCAUGGUGUUUCGGUUUACCCGCCGGAGAGAGCUGUCUUCUUGCAGGAGCAGGCCAAUGAUUCGUACAACGCGUUUAUAUACUUUAUCGGGAAAUAUGCUGCAGAAAUGCCUUUCCAGAUAAUAUUUCCUACCGUAUUUGACCUCAUUGCGUACUUUAUGAUUCACUUCUAUCGCAGUGCCGACGCCUUCUUCGUGCAUUGGUUUAUUCUGGUGCUCAUUUCCACGUUGGGUUAUUCGUUCGGGUUGAUGUUCGCGACCUUUUUUGAGACCUCGACCACGGCAUUUGCACUCCUGCCGGUGAUUUUCCUCCCGCUCUUCAUUGUGGCUGGUUUGUUCGCCAACACGGAGCGGCUGGAGCCGUACUGGGUGUGGCUGAACUAUGUUUCCUUCCCUCGCCACGCCUACCUUGGCGUCUUCACGAACGAGUUUAGCCGCCUGGACGUUAUCUGCGACCCCGUCACGCCGAACUGCAGCAUCGCCGACGGCGACACGAUGAUUCGCCAGAUGGGCUUUGAGGGCUGGACCUACUGGAAGACAUUCGUGGCGCUGUUUGUGUACCAGCUCGGCCUCUCCGCGAUAGGCUGUUUCUCGCUCUACUCGCAGGGCGUUGCGCGUCGCGGCAAGCUCGCCUUCACGAAGAACCUCGCCUCCCGUGUGGCCUCGCCGCGAGCCAUUGCGUCAGCACGCAGCAAUGACGAGAUUUCCAUGUCGGACGCAACGCCGAUGGAUGAGAUACCGACGCCGACGAACGCCUACACCGACGGCUCGCAGCACACGGGCGCCUCGCCGUUUGAGGGCGGCACGGAGGUGGCGACGGACGUCACGGUCGCCACGCCAUACUCGGAACAGGGCGCAAAUGACAAGGCGUAG
Molecule: messenger RNA, 2094 nt
Organism: Trypanosoma grayi
Lineage: Eukaryota; Euglenozoa; Kinetoplastea; Trypanosomatida; Trypanosomatidae
Product: putative ABC transporter
Exons: 1
Coding region: 1-2094 (697 amino acids)
Cellular component (GO): membrane
Molecular function (GO): ATP hydrolysis activity; ATP binding; ABC-type transporter activity
Source: RefSeq, a predicted model, not a curated record